Messenger RNA from Andrographis paniculata, 1063 nucleotides. RefSeq lists its product as uncharacterized. Gene Ontology annotation, cellular component: membrane; trans-Golgi network. The transcript has 2 exons. Gene Ontology annotation, biological process: endoplasmic reticulum to Golgi vesicle-mediated transport; vesicle fusion with Golgi apparatus. Lineage: Eukaryota; Viridiplantae; Streptophyta; Magnoliopsida; Lamiales; Acanthaceae. The coding region runs from base 134 to 877 and encodes 247 amino acids. The record is from RefSeq and is a predicted model, not a curated record.
UUAUUAUUAAUGUUUUGGGUUAACAGACAGACAGUCUCCCUAGCCUGCCUGCACUUUAUUUGCUAAGCACAAUCAAAAUACAAACGCUAGCCUACUCCGAUCGAUCUCCAGUCCUCCUCCUACUCGCUCAUCCAUGUCGAAACAAUUCAAUGUACCGCCGGUGGUUUUCCCGAAUUCCACCGAUGACCGGCGGCGACGCCUUCCCACUGCUCCCUUCCAACCCCCGAACUCCUCGACUCCCGGUCUCCCCUUCCUUUCCUUCGACGUCAACUCCGCUGCGGCAUCCACCUCCUACUCCCCGGCUCCGCAGUUCCCCUCCACCAUCGUCGGUAUCGGAGGAGGCGCAACCGGAUUCGAGGACGAGCCCCCGCUCCUAGAAGAGCUGGGGAUAAACACCAAGCAAAUCUACCAGAAAACCCUCUCGGUUCUCAAUCCUUUCAGAAUCAAGCACCACCUGCACGAGGACGCCGAUCUCUUCGGUCCGUUCCUCUUCCUCAUGGCGUUCGGGCUGUUUCAGCUCCUUGCCGGGAAAAUACACUUCGGAAUCAUCCUGGGCUGGGUGACGAUGUCGUCGAUGUUCCUGUACGUCGUUUUCAAUAUGCUCGCAGGGAGAAGCGGAAAUCUGGAUCUGUACAAGUGUCUUAGCCUAAUCGGCUACUGUAUGCUGCCAAUCGUGAUACUGUCGGCGAUCUCUCUGUUCAUGCCUCAGGGAGGUUUGGCGGUCAUGGUGUUGACCGGAGCGUUCGUUAUCUGGUCGACACGCGUCUGCACGCGAUUGGUAGUCGAGUUGGCUAGCUGUGGGGAUGAGCAUAGGGGAUUGAUCGCCUACGCUUGCUUCUUGAUUUAUAUGCUCUUUUCACUGCUUGUGAUUUUCUAGGGAUCAGAAGCGAAGCAAAUCAAUUUGGCAUCUUGGGUAAGCAAAUAGGAGUUGUUAUAAAAAGAGUUUAAGUUGUAUUUUCUUGUGUGUAUUGAUUAUGGAUACUUGUAAACAUGCAGUAGUAAGUAGUCGCCUAGCCUUUACUUUACAGAUAAUGUAUUUAUUUGGAGAAAAUUGCAAAAUAUA